Miscanthus lutarioriparius is the source of this 231-nucleotide messenger RNA. The record is from the annotation of a GenBank genome assembly. NCBI's taxonomy places the organism in Eukaryota, Viridiplantae, Streptophyta, Magnoliopsida, Poales, Poaceae.
AUGAUAGGGGUCGUCGUCGCGAUCAGCAUGAAGAGGCCGGGGCCGCGCAUGCCGCGGCCAAGGCGGAAGCGCGCGGUGGUGCGACCGCCCGCCGCCGCCGCCGGGUCCGACCACGGCGCGCGUCGGACCAAGGAGUUCAUACAGUGGCGGGAGUGGUACCUGCGCAAGCAGCGGCGGGAGAAGGAGAGGGCGUGGUUGUACUACGCCGGGAUACCGCCGCCGGGCAGCUAG